AUGAGAUGGGCAGUAAGGCAGGCCUUCCUGAAAAGACCUUGCCUGGUUUUGCCUCCACAAAGACGAUCUUCAAAUUUGUAUGAGGUCUUGUCUUUGUCUUUAGGCGUGAAAUCAGAACAAGAGGAGCGGCUUCAGGCCCUUUUAACUCGCGACCCCGCUGAUUCAAAAAAUAUUCGCAGGGUGCAACAGCAUGUGCAAAUCAUGGCUAAAUCAACAGAAAACAAGAGUGAUCUGAUAAGAAAGUUUUCAGUCGAUCACAAGCCUUUUGCUGGACCAAUUAGUGCAGCAAUCAUGCUAGAGCUAAUUUCUCAGCGGUCCCCACAGUUAGCCUCUGCAUAUCAGGCACUGGUAGAGCGUCUUGGACACCCUUCGGGUGAUUUCUUGUGUGCAAUUCUGACGGCUGGUAUUAUUGAUACACAACAGAGCUAUAUUCCUUGUGUGUUGGACUUUGUUGUCAAGAUUCCUGACUAUUUAUUAUCUGACCUUGCAGAUGUCUGGAUGCCAAGAUGGCUAGAACUAGGCGUACCAUCAGCGAAUUUGGACCUGUUGAUAAAAGCAGCUGCUAGACGCGGUGUCAUUCCGAACCAUAGCAACGGCUAUAAGGCACUGAAUUCGCAACUUCAAAAGCCGAUCCAAGUUCUAGAGUAUGUCAUGGCAGUGAGAAACUAUUUGUCGGGUCUUGGCACCCGCCAGGUGGUUCCUCAGUUGGAGGAAGCAUUUCUGGUGCUGAUAGCACGCAAGAUUCGGAUUCUCCCCCCACAAAUGCAUCCUGAAAAGGUACUGGCGGAACUUGUAAAUGAGAUCAAGCGCCUACGUCCUUUGCCUGGUCGAUCGGCGGUACUUGGCGCACGAUUCUGGGCGACCGGUAAAAAGCUGAGUUUGGAGGAUCCCAGCCGUCCCAUUCCCACAACCAUUGAUCAAUGUUAUGAAGAGAUGAAUGUGUUGGUUGCAUCUUGGAAAAGUGGGGAGCGCAGCCCUAAAACCCCGAGGCGUGUCGCUCAGCUUUAUGCGCAGAUAUUGAGCAGAUAUGCCUUGUAUGAUCCUAAUUCUCUGGAGGUAGUUUACGCCGAGGCAGAUACCACUUGCAAUCAGCUGUUCGAGGCUGCGUCGGCAGGAAACCGUCGUCGCCGAUGGCUGACUUCCGUUCUAAGCACAUUUGUACAUGCUGGACAGUACAAAAGGGCUGUAAAAUACACACCAGACGUUCAACGCACAAAAACACCUUAUUUAUGGGGUCUUGCAGUUAUCUCUUUGGCCAAAACCGGUCAUCUUGAUCACGCCUGGGAUCUGACCGAAACGGCAGUUACGACUCUGAGAGCCAGCCUGCCAUCAAAAGUCGGGGUGGUUCUUCUGCAACAGCUAAUGCAUGAAAAGUCUCCCCUUGAUCUUGGCUCGUGCUUGACCAAGCUGCAUGGCUACAAUAUGACAUUUAGUGAUAUGCAGCUGGCGCAAAUCUUGCACUUUGCUGGUUCAGGUGGAAGUAGUUAUCGCUGGUCAGAUCUACGCGCAGUACUGUUCAGUAUGACUGAUGUUCUGCUGGACAGAAACAAUCAACUUCGAACUUCAGUGGGGGGCUAUCAUUGGCGACGCCCGCACAAUGUUUUGGGCGAGGCUUGUCUCAAAGAACUUGUGUUGUGGGGCUUUUUGAAGGCUCCACUACAGCCGUGGUGCUCAAUUGAUUUGAUGAAGGAGUUAAAGUCUCGCGGCGUUGCGAUUAGCCCUUCAACAGUUCAGGCUGCGGUGAGCUCGGCCCUCAAGGACCUGCAAAACUCCAAGGGCGAAGCGGUCAGGAUCCGCCAACAGUGCCCCCACAACAUAUCCAUGAUUUCCGAGCAGUAUGCGAAACUAAUUGAAGAACUGUUCUAA
Messenger RNA from Wickerhamiella sorbophila, 1866 nucleotides. RefSeq lists its product as hypothetical. The coding region runs from base 1 to 1866 and encodes 621 amino acids. The transcript has a single exon. Lineage: Eukaryota; Fungi; Ascomycota; Dipodascomycetes; Dipodascales; Trichomonascaceae. The record is from RefSeq and is a predicted model, not a curated record.